CAACAACGUAGUUUAGUUGCUAGACAUGAGUUGCUUGGCUUUAGCCAACUUUCUGUGACACAAUGCCCAAAAAGAAGGAUAAGAAAAGCGGCGACAAACAAGAUGAAGCCAAGAAAACAUCGAAAAAGGAAAGUUCUGAAACGCCUGCAGUUAAAACCGGGUCUGACGACAAAGAGAAGGAUUUAUAUCUGACUCAAAUACGAUAUUUGAACGAGCAGUUGGAGAGAUAUCAGCCGAAAUGUGAUCAACUGGAGAGGCAGAAGAAGGACUUAAACUUUCAGUACAGUGCACUGGAGAAGGAGAAAAAGGACAUUGUUGAGUAUCUGAAACGCUCCCUGAUGAAAAAGGAGGACGAGGUGGAUGAGCUGACAGAGCUUCUGGAGAGUCAGCGGCAGGCUGCCGAUAAUGACAGAGACUCUCUGCAGCUGCAGCACAGUCUGCUGAGGCAAGAGCUUCAAGACCGGAUUGAAGAACUCAACGCCGAAAACACGACACUCGUGACGAGGCUGGCUAAUCUGGAGGAGUUUCAGAAGCAGAAGGAGCAGCUGACGUCCAACAUGGAGUCUCUGGAGAAGCAGCUGGCCAAUCAGAACGAGGAACACAACGCUGCUAUCCACAGCCUGGAGAUGAAAGCACUGCUGGAAAAGAAGAGGUUAGAGAAGGAGAUGGAGAGCCAUGUGGCGGCCAUGGCGGCAGAGGUACAGCACCUGGUGGACCAGAAGGUCCCAGAGACGACCAGGUUGGCCCUUCAGGAGAACUCGGAGGUCAAGGCUCAGAUCAGCCAGCUGUCAGAGCAGACACAUGUCCUGAUGGAGGAGAACUCGGCCCUGCGGGAGCGUAAGAGUCGGCUCAGUGUGGAUGUGGAUAUCCUGGAGCAAAUGCUCAGCGAGACGUCCCGCAAGAGCUGCAUCCGCAAGAAGGUGGUGGAGCAGCUUACAGAAAAGUGUCAGCAGCUGCAGGCGGAGCUGAAGGACUGUAAGCGAGAACUCGAGCAGCUUCAGACGAAACACACAGGAGUCCUGGCUGAGAUGGAGGCACUCAGACAGGACCGGACCUCGCUGUCCGAGCAGUGCAGUAAAAACAGAGCCAAGGUGAGCGGACAGGAGGCAGAGCUACAGCAGGAGAGGAAGAGGAGGAGCAGGAUGAAGAGCAUCAUGCAGGAGGCAGCCAUCACUCUCAGACAAGCCCUGAUGGAUGCUCCUACAGACCAGGGCUCGGAGGUGGACUCUGUUGUCCGGUGGAAGCAGCUGAUGGAGAAGCUGCUGGUGGUCUUGGACCGGCCCACACCCACCAACACCACCGCAGAGAAGGACCAGCUGGAUGAGCAGCAGACCUCUGACCCUGCAGCAGACAGAGAAGUGACCCUGAAUCCAGCUUUGAGUUUUCAGUUCGAGCUGGCCCGCUACAGGCCAGGUGACCUAGGCCUCGUACCCCGCCCCGCACUGAAACACAAACUCUCCAGGAUGGGAGCAGCUGGGUCCAGCAGCACCCACGUGCCUCUGCACAGGUUUGUUAGGGUCUCCACAUACACCUACUUUAGUUUCCUUUGUCAGCACUGUCGACAACUGAAUGUAGAAACAGAAAAUGAUGGUGAUAAUAGAUAAACGGGCUCUGGAGGAAAGAAUACCGCCUGUAGAGUCUUUAAUCUCAGGCGACAUUAGGCCAAUAUGGAGGAAUUGGGAGAACUUGCUUGGACGCGUGUUCUGCGCGCCAAUAUUUAAAGUCCACAAUUUGUUUGGAUUUCGGUGCUGUGACCCAUUUACUUUCUGUAACGGCCUGCUUACCGUCACGCAAGCAUAGAGUCCAUUUUCAUUUCUGGUUUAGUUUCCUUGUCAAACAACUGAAACCCUGACCAAACUGACAUGACAAACACGACUGACCCGACUGACACGGUAAAAAGCGGUCUGCUUUCCCCGUUUUCCACACACCUGUGUACCUGUGGCUGAUUAGCUUUAUGCCUUCCCAAAGGCCAUGUUCCACCCAGUGCUCAAACAUAAAACUGCACCUUGACAUAACAAAUAUGGAAGCAUAUACAAACAAAGUGGUGAAAUGGCUCCAACAUCACCCUUGUGUUAAAUAUAGAAUUCCUUUUACAAACAAUAUACAGUAUAUAUUUCAGAGAAAAAGAAUUACCAUUACUAUCAUUCACCCCAUUUUAAAUUGAUAGAGGCUAUACUUUUGAUAUUUAAGGAUGAUUUGUUUGUUGUUGUGUUGGAAAUAUGCGCUUCAAUAUAUUUUUCACUUUUACUUCUGUUGCUCUUUCCAUGCCCUCAGGAAGCCCUCCAGUCAGAAAACCGCCAGCUCCAAUAACCGGACUGAUUCAGCUGUCCGAAACUUAUUCUCUAAACCCAAAUAACAACAAAACUAGAUUCCUAUUCUAACCCUUCAUACAGCAUCUCCAAAAUACAGAGGAGCCAGUCUGUUGCCAUUUCCCCCUUCAGUCCUUUGCAAAUUACUCAAAUUCAUAUUUCUUAUGUGUUUCGUGUUGUGCCAGAAGGAACAAAUUAUGAUGAAUGUCUGUCACAGCAGACAAAAUAAGGAUGUAGCAGUAAAACACCCGAGUGUUUUUAAUGGAGCGACCAAGGGUUUCUUUAAGUCUAUUAAUUCAGCUGGUCAUUAAUCAAAGAAUGAAUGUGCCAUUUCUUUAGUCUAAAAGUCAGUGUCUCACUUACUUUUCUAAUGAUGUUUCCAAAUCCUCAAUAUCUCACUUCAAAAUUAUAGUUUAGGUUCAGCGAUCAUGAUUUCCUGACUAAACAGUUGACUGUUACUGUGAGCUCCUGUAUGUGCAGCCAACAGUGGUGGAAGAAGUAGGCUACUCCAAUUUUUUACUUAAGUAAAAGCAUUAAAAAGUUUACUUUAGUAAAAAUACAAAAGUAUUAGCAUCAAUAGGUCUUCAAAGUACAAAAACUAAAAAGUACUCAUUACGCAGAAUGACCCAUUUCAGAAUCGUAAACAUAUUAUUGGAUAAUAAUUACUGAUGCAUUAAUGUGUUCAUCACUAAUGUUGCAGCUGGGAAAGGUGGGGUAAUUUAAAUGACUAUGUACUGCUGGGUAGCUUGUCAAUUCCCACCCGGGGUUUUAUCUUAAUCUGUUAUAUUAUACAUCUGAAUCUGUGAAGUAACUAAUAACUAGUAAAGUUGUGCCAAAAAGAGAGGCUGUUACCAUGCUAUCCUUGUCUUUUGAAUUAACAAAAGGUCAAAAUAUUGAUUUAGUUUGAGGUCAUUCUGCUUUGAUUUAUAUUUUGAGUCUGUUUGUCUUCUUCUGCUUCACAUUUGUAUUUUAGGCAUUUGUUUUACACGUGUUUAUGAAUGUUGAUGAAAUGUUAUGUUUUGUAUUUCACUGUUUCUGAUCAUCACCUAAGAUUAAGUGAGCAUGUCAUAUAAUGAUCUGUGUUUUCAUCACAGUCAUCGGAGAUGUGUUUAAUGUAUAAAAAAAAUGAACUGCUGUUUUCUAUGCAUCCAGUGUGCAGUUUUUAGAGCACUUUGCUAAAUGUUGGACAGAAAGAUGGGUCGUCUUUGUCUAGAAAUAAAAGGAGUGAAGAAAAAAAAAA
This is a messenger RNA of Perca fluviatilis (European perch), 3549 nucleotides long. RefSeq names its product cilia- and flagella-associated protein 157-like. Lineage: Eukaryota; Metazoa; Chordata; Actinopteri; Perciformes; Percidae. Gene Ontology annotation, biological process: sperm axoneme assembly. Bases 63 to 1604 code for a protein of 513 amino acids. The transcript has 8 exons. Gene Ontology annotation, cellular component: ciliary basal body; cilium. Gene Ontology annotation, molecular function: microtubule binding. The record is from RefSeq and is a predicted model, not a curated record.